GUUUCUCUCGCUCUGCCUUUACAUUUGGAAUCGAGAGCCACAUCAGCCAGUCCAACAUCAGUGGGACGCUAGUACCACCAGCUGCGCUCAUCUCUAUCCUCCAGAAGGGCCUACAGUAUGUGGAGACCAAGAUCAGCAUCAACGAGGAUGGCACCGUGUUUGACGGGCUACCCAUUGAGUCACUGUCACUGAUUGACACAGUGAUGCCGGAUUUGGUGCAGACAUGGCAGCAGGCCUUCAGAGAGAAGCUGGCCCAGCAGCAGGCCAGUGUGGUGGCAACAGUGGCAACAGCAACAGCAGCAGCCACACCAGCAGGUGUGUCCUAUCAAAACACACCAAAGAACAGAGAGGCUGCAGUGAAUGGGGAAGAGAAUGGGGCACAUGCAAUAAAUAAUCAUUCAAAACCAAUGGAAAUAGAUGGGGAAGUGGAGAUCCCACAAAACAAGGCCACUGUGCUUCAGGACCAUGAGUCUGAGGUGUUCAUCUGUGCUUGGAACCCUGUCAAUGACCUCCUUGCAUGUGGGUCUGGAGACUCUACUGCGAGGAUAUGGAACUUCAAUGAAAACAGCAAUGGGGGCUCCACCCAGCUCGUAUUGAGGCACUGUAUAUGGGAAGGGGGGCAUGAUGUACUCAGUAACAAAGACGUGACCUCACUGAAUUGGAAU
Messenger RNA from Orycteropus afer afer, 665 nucleotides. RefSeq names its product F-box-like/WD repeat-containing protein TBL1X. Gene Ontology annotation, cellular component: histone deacetylase complex. NCBI's taxonomy places the organism in Eukaryota, Metazoa, Chordata, Mammalia, Tubulidentata, Orycteropodidae. Gene Ontology annotation, molecular function: transcription corepressor activity; protein binding. The record is from RefSeq and is a predicted model, not a curated record. Gene Ontology annotation, biological process: regulation of transcription by RNA polymerase II.